Messenger RNA from Candida tropicalis MYA-3404, 1758 nucleotides. RefSeq lists its product as uncharacterized. Bases 1 to 1758 code for a protein of 585 amino acids. Lineage: Eukaryota; Fungi; Ascomycota; Pichiomycetes; Serinales; Debaryomycetaceae. The transcript has a single exon. The record is from RefSeq and is a predicted model, not a curated record. Gene Ontology annotation, cellular component: membrane.
AUGUCUCUACUAAGUACUACACCGUUUUUUGUAGUAGUACUGAUUGUAUUUAUUUGGUCUUUCUUGUUUAUCUUUAAGAAGAACCUUUUACAGAAAUAUUCAAUUCAUUUGCAUAUUCCUCAAAGUCAGAUCAAUGAUUACUUAGACAAGAAUUUAAAAUCAUUAAAGCUAAUACGUGUUCAAAUUGACGACGCCGAAUCUGAAGAUGAGUAUUUAACUAUGAAAUCCAAGCCACUUAUUCAAAAGAAGGAGGAUACUCGAAACAACAUCAUAGGUUUGAUUUUUAGCACAACCAUGGCAUUAAGUGUUGGAUUGAUAUCAUUGAUCCUACUUGAAUUGGGUGACCUGUUGGAUGCCGAUUAUCGAUUAGGGUUAUUUAAGUUCACCAUUAACACUUUGAUGUUAUUGCUAGUGAUGGUGUUACCAAUAUCGAUAAUUAGUUUAUUGAUUGCGCAGGACGACUUGCCUCGAACUGUAAAAUCAGUGGGGCUCAUAAUCGGAUCGUAUAUUGGGUGGUUGGUUAUUCUUCAUAAAUGUGGGGAUUUAACUCAGUCUUUCAAUACUGGCUCACGAAGUUUUAUUGAAAAGAUUAUUAAUCAAGUAUCCAUAGUAGGUAUUACGAUCUUGGCUAUUUUAUCAGGGGUUGGAUCUACAUCUACCCCAUACAAAAUAUUUGAAAAGUACAAGUUGAUUAAUUCUGAUGAUCGCGAGGUCGGUGAAUUGGACAUAAAUACAGCUAUACAGUAUUUCAAUAACACUUCUACUUUGUUGGCUAAGCGUGAGCAGGAGCUUGAAAAGUUACAGAUGGCUUCUGGUGGUACCAUCUACAAUUUGCCCGAUAAUGAAUAUUCCGAAGGAACAUUGAAACCACCAAAGAGGUUGUCAUUGUUAAAUAGAGUCCAAUCAUUUGCACAUAUUCCAACAAAGAAUACAGAGGAGAACGAAUUAACAAAUGAAAUUGACUCUUUGAAGUCAUUGAGAAAUUCAUUGUACAGUGAUUUAAUCAAGGCAAUUUCAAGAUAUCACAAUCAAAACUCUCAACAAAAUAUUGGUUUAGAAAGAGUUUUAGAGUGGGCCAAUUGGGGUUUGGCUGUUUAUUGUGUUUAUCGUAUUGUGAAUGUGUUUCUUAUAAAGCUUCCAAUAUUAUUUUUUUAUGGGGAACAGGACUACACUGUCCAAUCUGAAGUUAUUGAUUCCGCUGAAGAACCGUCAAUUAGUAAAGAUGCAUUGGCUAUUACAUUAUCCAAAGUAAUUUUGACAAUUUUCUACAACUUACCAGUUUCUGAAUCUCAGUUGGUCAACCAGUUGAGUUUUAUCUUAUCGGCAAGUUUAUUCAUAUGUUCCUUCUCCAACGUUUUGACAACAUUCAAAUCAUUCAGUAAGUUUUUCCCUGGACAUCUGGGUUCAGCAACAGCAAAGACGUGGUUGAAGUAUCUCGUAGUUGCAGAAUUAGUUGGUGUAUAUGUCAUUGCAACAGCUUUAUUAAUCAGAACCAAUUUACCAGCAAACUUAUCAAAUCAAAUUUCACAAAUAUUAUCACUUUCAGGACAUACUGUUCAAGCAGCAAACUCCUCUAUUAAAGAAGUUGUGUUUAUUGAUAAUUGGUUUGAUAAGAUAUUUGCAAUCACCUGUGUGGUCAGUGGGUUUGUGAUUGUUGCUAAGAGACUUCUUGAUGAAGAUAGGUUAAACACUGGUGUUUCUUCAUAUGACGAAGAACUGUUUAUUGAAGAUGAUGGCAGUACUUUCAAAUUAGCAUAG